Molecule: messenger RNA, 2077 nt
Organism: Geodia barretti
Lineage: Eukaryota; Metazoa; Porifera; Demospongiae; Tetractinellida; Geodiidae
Source: the annotation of a GenBank genome assembly
GUGCAGUGUAGGCCUGAGUCAUGGCUGGAGAAUAGGUACCCAGAGACUAUGCAGAGUGAUGAGUGCUCAUCUGGUCCUGAUAAGAGCAGGAAUUGUCUUUUGUUAUCAGUAGAGCCUGAGAACUCAAGACUACGUCUUUCUCAACUUAUUCGUGAAAGACUAUAUAAUUCCUAUGGAAGUGUCGUACAAUAUCUUAAUUUGUCUGAGUUGAAAAUUAGACUAGUAAAAACAAGGCUACUUUCCCCACUAGAAGCACACAACCGCAUCACUGAUGCUGAGAAACUUAUUGCAAGAGUGGAAGAGAUAGGCUUGUUAGCUUAUUUCAAUUUCUACCAGUGUGUAACCAAGGAGACAAACCACCUUGGCCAUAGAUAUGUUCAGGCCGUACUUGAGAACAAGGAAUACGCAUCUAAUCUGGAAGUGGAGCAUUCGGUGACACUUAAAGACAAGCUCCUUCGUAAUUUGCAACAAUUAACAUCAUGUGAUUUGCAAGCUCUGCUAAACCACAUGUACAGCAAGAAUCUUCUCACCUGUACGGAAUGGGAUAAGCUACAGAGUCAAGUGCACGGGGCAACCAAUGACCUACUAAUUCACAUAGCUGCUGUUCUGGACUCAAAAGGACCUCUUGCUCACAGUAUAUUUGCUGAGUGUCUCCACAGUGUUGAUUCUGAGGCAUACAAACUGGUCUUUGAGGAAGGUCAGCCACACGACUCACUUGAAGAACUAACACUAGAUAUGGCAGUUGUCCGUGUUUCAAGGCAGUUCCCUUCAAAGCUAAAACUACAUGGCUGUUUGAAGGGAAGCAGAUACAAUACAAUCAUGAAGAUGUUCCAGGAGUGCCACCACAAGAGUCAGUGGGUCAAGCUCGAAUUGGAAGUGGAGAAAUUGAUGAGACCUGGCACCCCAAAAGAAUUUCAGGUUGUUUCUCUUCUUGAAAGUGCUGUAAGUUGGGCGUUUCGAAGAAGGGAGAAGGAAGCAGUGGAUUCAGUAGCUCAAGCAAGGGAACUUGCUGCCCAACUUGAUGGAGAUAAUUCCACUAUUCUCAGUGGCAGGUGUGAGUACAUCUUGUCUCGGCUGUACAGAUACCUCCAGCAGUAUGAUAAGGCACAUGAACACAUACUCAAAUCUACACACUUCCUACAUAUGGUGGAGGAAGGCGAGGACACGGCAUUUCUACAUUUCUGCAAUGCUUGCAUUCAAAUCGAGACACUGACUGACCAUCCUACACAGAAACAACUUCGCUCCGUGAAUAUGUCCUACGAGCAUGCCAUUGACCAUGCCCGGGCUCAGGACUCUGGACUUGAUCUUGUUGCACUGCAUUCCUUUAUUAGGCUAGCACAGAUGUAUCUUGGGUCAACCCACUACAGGCCUGGCUCACAGAGGGAGGAAUGGAGUAUUUCCAAAGCCAGCAGCUGUCUGAAAGCAGUCAAACAGUACUCUAUGUCACCCCGAUCUCAGUGCCACUAUCUGCUCAUGGAGUCUGACCUGAAGCGCUGUCAAUGGGACAUUCCACAGGCUAGACUGGCAGCACAAACAGCAUUGGAGCUGGCUCAUACCUACAGCUUUACUACAGAGAAUGCUGUGGCAGAGAAAAGAAUUGACUCCCUGCAACAUGUCAGUUUCAAGUGCUGCGCACUGGACCCAAUCAGUCGGCAAUCAAGCUAAAGAAUGUUGCUCAGCCACAGUACUACCUUGCUGUUAUUGGAGGCUACCUUGUUGGAUACGGUCAAGGUGGAGUGGAUUGUGACUUUUACCCAACGGUGGCUCUAGAUCAACAUGUCAUCCUGGAGAGCUGCAUGAACCCAGGCUCACAUGUGGGGGUCUUGCCCUCUGGCCAGCUUACUGCCCCCGCCCAGACACCAAAACAGACUGAUGCAGCACAUUUCAAGAUUAAAUACAUUGGUACAGUCAAGUGUUGAAAACAACAGUUGGUCUGUGAACAGUACAGCAAGGGAAGCACACACUGUAAAUUCUCCAGAAUGUCAAACAUUUGUGUUUUGUAUGUGUGCUUCCUUUUUUUAAUACGUAGCUAUUGAUUGUUUUAUACCAGUAAAGUUUUGCUGUUUGAAUGUGCGUG